AUGGCCAAGGCAAGUUAUAAGUCGUCUGAAUAUGUAGACGAAUCCGAGAUGGAAGAUUCAAGCUCACCCGAGCCUGCAUUUGAAAAACCAAAGAAUUACACUCGAUUGGCCCCGUCGCAAAGCCUAACAUCUGACAUCAAGGACAAGGAAAUAUGGUUGAUCAAGACGCCCAGGGAUUUUCCCAUCCACAAAUUGAAAGCGUUACCUAUAUCAUUCAGCAAUGCCAAAAAAGCAGAACCUUUUGAACUCAACGGCGUGCACUUUGAAAUUGAUGAAGAUUUGGGGUCGAGCCCUUCAUCGAUCCCCGCAGCUGAAGAAGUAAAUAACAGGCACACUGUCCUCAAAGCCAAUAAAGGGACUUAUCAACCGACAAACUACAAAUUCAGUCGGUUCUACAAUAUAAGAGAAGUUGUCAAUAUACCGGAGAUUGAUUUUGCAAAAGCGCAAAUCCCACGAAGCGAUGUGCCGAAGGUUGACAACUUGAGAAUGAGACAUUUCCCCACGGGAUACACGGAAGAGGACUAUGAUGUCUAUAACCACGGCGAAGAAGCUAGAAGGAAGGGCGAGGAGACGGAGCAGGCGAAGAUGAAGAAGAAGAGCGAAAAGAAAAGAAAGUUGGAGGUCGAAGAAGAUGAUGAUGAUGAAGAAGAAGAAAAUGACGGUGACGCCAAGGUUAAAAAGGAGAAAAAGGACAAGAAGCACAAGAAGGACAAGAAGGACAAGAAGGACAAGAAGGACAAGAAGGACAAGAAGGAUAAGAAGAGCAAGAAGGACAAGAAAGCUAAGAAGGAAAGUAGUUGA
This is a messenger RNA of Lodderomyces beijingensis, 801 nucleotides long. NCBI's taxonomy places the organism in Eukaryota, Fungi, Ascomycota, Pichiomycetes, Serinales, Debaryomycetaceae. The record is from the annotation of a GenBank genome assembly.